GGCAAAGUCACUUGGUAAGGGUCGUUGGUCUCCCAACCUCCCUGUUACAAGAGAAAUUCUUUGGUCAGUCGAAAAUACUCGCAGCUUUUUUGAGAGCUACAAAAACCGACCACUUAAAGCUGUUGUCGAAAACGUUCGAGAUGGUUGUUCUGUACAAGUCUUCAUUCUACCUGAAUCCCUUAAUGAAAAGCCAAAUACAUUUGUAUAUGUUACUGUCACAAUGUCAGGGAUUAAAUCGCCAUCGAUACGUUAUGAGGAUGGAAAAAUUGUUCCCGACGCGUGGGGUCUCGAUGCGCUAUUCUUUACCGAAUCCAGACUACUACAGAGAGACGUUACUAUACUGUUGGAAUCCGUAUUUAAUCAAACUUUCGUCGGAAGCAUCCUUCACCCAAAUGGAAAUAUAGCUGAGUUGUUGCUGCGUCAUGGUCUUGCUCACUGUAUUGAUUGGAAUCUAAACUUAGUAAGCGUCCCAGGUGCUGCUGAAGCCUAUAAAAUAGCUGAAAGACUUGCGAAAGAAAAGCGACUACGCGUGUUUGAAAACUACCAGCCCACACAAACAACGGAAGUACAUGCAGACAGUCUUCAAACAGUUGUUCCGGGGAAAAUAUUCAGUGGAAUUAUAUGUGAAGUCGGAAACGGUGAUAACGUCUCUAUCAAGUGUUCAGAUGGUGUCCAUAAAUUCUUUCUAUCCAGCAUAAGAGCUCCACGACCACAGACCAGCAGCAAGGAAGACGAUUCUUCUGUCCAACGUGGUCGUAUUCGUCCGCUUUACGACAUACCUUAUGUGUUUGAAGCUAGAGAGGUACUUCGCCAGUUCGUCGGAAAACAAGUAACUGUUCAAGUUGAUUACAUUCAACCGAAGACACCUAAUAGAAUGCUGUUGGAAAUUUAUGGAAUGAUAAAUUUAUUCAGUAAAUUUAUCCCAGUGGCAAUCAAAUUUUUGUAUGGUGUUCCUGUAAUCGGUUGGAUCUUAUGGCUUCCCGGGAUCAACGGAUUUGUACGCAGACUCAGUCAAUCGAAUUCAAUGGUAUGA
This is a messenger RNA of Schistosoma margrebowiei, 1033 nucleotides long. NCBI's taxonomy places the organism in Eukaryota, Metazoa, Platyhelminthes, Trematoda, Strigeidida, Schistosomatidae. The record is from the annotation of a GenBank genome assembly.